This is a messenger RNA of Pyrgilauda ruficollis (rufous-necked snowfinch), 4363 nucleotides long. It is a transcript of the gene RASEF, whose product is annotated as RAS and EF-hand domain containing. The record is from RefSeq and is a predicted model, not a curated record. Lineage: Eukaryota; Metazoa; Chordata; Aves; Passeriformes; Passeridae. Gene Ontology annotation, molecular function: GTP binding; GTPase activity; calcium ion binding. The transcript is spliced from 17 exons. The coding region runs from base 99 to 2264 and encodes 721 amino acids.
CCCGGCCCGCCCCGCUGAGCCGCAGGUAGGGCAGCCGCCCACCCGGUGCCGUCGCGUUCGGUCCGCGGUCGGAGUCUCCGCGCUCCCGGCGCUGGCCGAUGGAUCCCGAGGCGGCGAGGGACGAGUUGUCCCGCUUGCGCGCCCUCUUCCUGGCGUGCGACGCCAGCGGCUCGGGCCGCAUCGAGCGGGAGGACUUCGCUGCUCUCUGCGCCGAGCUGCGGGUACAGCCGGCCGAGGCCGAGGCCAUCUUCCAGCGCCUCGACAGCGACCGCGACGGGGCCAUCACCUUCCCGGAGUUCGCCCGAGGCUUCCGCGGCGCCACGCGGCCGCAGCCCGCUGGCAGCGAGCCGGGGGGCGAGGACAUGGAGGAGGAAGAGGCGUCAGCGGUUUGGGUCGCCGCGGGGCUGGAACAGCCCUGGAAGGACUUCGAGGUGCGGCUCGGGGACGAGGCGAGGUACAUCCCCAGACAAGAGCAGGUCAGUGUUCUGUAUCAGAACAUACACAUAGCAGAACCAAGAUUAGUCCAGCCAUAUGAGCAUGUCAUUAAGAGCUUCAUCCAAGAGAUCAAACUUCAAAGCACAGAGAUGGAAACUCUGGCCAUAGCGGUAAAAAGAGCUCAGGACAAAGCAGCAGUUCAACUCAGUGAGUUAGAGGAAGAGAUGGAACUACGGAUACAGGCUGCCGAGCAUAAAGUUAAAAAGGAAGAGAAGCAGAAAGCUGAAGAAGCACUAAAUGAGCUGAAGCGCCAGUAUGACGCUGAAGUUGGGGAUCUUCAGGUGACAAUAAAAAAACUUAAAAAGCUGGAGGAGCAAUCCAAGUAUGUUAAUCACCGGGAAGAUGUAGCUGAACUGAAGAAAAGAAUACAUGAUAUGUUGCUGGAAAAUCAGAGACUUAAGAAAGAUCUCUUAGAAGCACAGACAAAUAUAGCUUUUCUACAGAGUGAAUUAGAUACCUUGAAAAGCGAGUAUGCAGAUCAGUCUUUGAACACUGAGAGGGAUCUAGAAAUUAUCCGAGAGUAUACUGAAGACAGAGAUAAUCUGGAAAGACAAAUUGAAAUACUUCAAUCAGCUAAUAGAAAACUACAUGAUAGCAACGAUGGUUUAAGAACUGCACUUGAAAACAGUUUCAGCAAGUACAACAGAUCAUUGCGGUUAGCAAAUACCUCACCAGGAAGUACCAUUUCUAGAAGCAGUCCUAAAUUUAAUGGUGAACAUUCUCCUUUAAACCCACGAUAUGACAGGUCAUCUCAUUCAUCUUGUGUUGAUGAAGAUUAUGAUUCUUUAGCCCUUUGUGAUCCAAUGCAAAGGAUAAACUGUGAAGUUGACAGCUUACCUGAGAGCUGUUUUGACAGUGGUUUGUCUACCCUGAGAGAUUCAAAUGAGUAUGAUUCAGAAGUGGAAUAUAGGCAUCAAAGGAUUUUUCAAAGGUCACGAUGUAUGCAAGAAGGCUUUGGUGGUGAUGCCUCUGAUACAGAUGUUCCUGAGAUCAGAGAUGAAGAAGUAUACAGUCCUGCUAACAGCACUGCAGUUUUAGACUGGAAGCCCUCACGACCAGUUAGUCGAAGCAGCUCAGUUGCUUCAACGAGGAGAUACAUAUCUGCUCUCACCCCUCAGUCAGAUGCAACUGAAUGCACUCCAAAAUACCCCAGUACAGAGAAGGCUUACAAGAUUGUUCUUGCUGGAGAUGCAGCCGUGGGAAAAUCCAGUUUUCUUAUGAGACUUUGCAAGAAUGAAUUUCAAGGCAAUACCAGUGCAACUCUGGGUGUGGAUUUUCAAAUGAAAAGACUAAUUGUUGAUGGAGAACCUACAGUGUUACAGCUGUGGGACACGGCUGGGCAAGAGAGAUUUCGAAGUAUUGCUAAAUCAUACUUCAGAAGAGCAGAUGGUGUCUUACUACUGUACGAUGUAACAUGUGAAAAAAGCUUUAUUAAUGUGAGAGAAUGGGUGGAUAUGAUUGAGGAUGCUACUCACGAGAAUAUUCCAAUUAUGAUGGUGGGAAACAAGGCAGAUCUCCGUCAAGAUGUCACAGAACAAGGGCAAAAGUGUGUGCCUAUAAACUAUGGAGAAAAGCUAGCUAUGACUUACAAUGCAUUGUUCUGUGAAACAAGUGCUAAAGAUGGAUCUAAUAUUGUAGAAGCAGUUCUUCAUCUUGCUCGCGAGGUGCGAAAACGAAGUGAUAAUCGAGAUGAUACAAGAUCAGUAACCAGCCUGGCUGGGACACCUGUCAAAAAGUCGGCACUCAUGAAAAACUGUUGUAAUGUUUAAAUGACAGAUAAUUUUCCUUAACUAAAUAACUUGUAUAUUUUAAAAAACCCAAGCCAACAACCAAACCAAAAUAUUUCAGUAGUGUUUCCUUUUUUUUAUGGAUUUAUAAAUUUGUAUAUUUAGAAGCUACACAUAAUGUUAAAAAUCAAGACUCUACUUUCUACUCUUUCAAAUUUGUGAAAUUGCUACACUCAUAGACUCUUUUUUGACUUUUUAAAAGUAAUAUAAUUCAUUGCAAUGAGCUCAGAAUCAAUGCUACAGUGGUCACUGUGUACAAUAUUGUAAUGUAUAUUAUUGGCUCUACCUGCAUGUUUCUUUAUGGCAUUCAUUUUUCUUAAAUACAGAAUGUGGUAAUAUCCAAUAUCACUCACAGGUAAAGAAAAAAUUACAGCUUCAGUUAAUUUAAUUUCUUUUUGAUCAUGUCUGCUUAUCUAGUUUUUGACAGCCUUAAAUGUUGCUUAAACAUUUCUUAAGAAAACUCCAAACCAUUAAGGGUUGUCUAGGUCCAAGUAAUCCCUAAGUUUAGGGGAACCAGAAUGGUCUUUGUCAGGAGAAGACAGUGGCAGGUGAUGGUGUUCUGUUGUAGUUCCUCAAAAGUUGGCUAGUUAGAAUGUAUUUAAUUUUGAGUUUUGGGGUUUGACUAAGUGAGAAGUAGACUUUAUAACUGAUCCUACACAGCUAAGAGGUGAAAGAAACAUUUUUCUGGACUAUUACAAUUCAAAAUUCCAGAGAGAAUGUAACACCUGUGAUAUGUUGGAUUGCUGAAAUGAGUUAUGAUCCAAUAUCUUAUCUGCCUGUUUAAGCUAGAUCAUUAUUGUUACCAAAGAGUGAUACAAGUUGUAAUUUUUCCUUUGCUUUUUCAAAUAUCUUCUAUUCAGUCAGUAAUUGAAGGAUUGUAAUAGUACAUAGGAGUAUGAUUUAAUAAAUACUUUAAUGCAUUUUUUAUAAGUUUCAAAUCAGCAGAUGAAAGAAUUGCUGCACAUGCACAAGCAUUUGUAUAAAUUUUUCUGUAAAAGAGAACCCUGGAAUGAACAGCAGUCACUUUAAUGAGAGUUCCUUCGACUGAUUUUAGAAAAUUUCUGGAAAACUUACCAGGGGGUGGUAGCUUUAGGUGUCAGCAUCUCUAAACACUGAAUUUUGCUUAAAAUAGUUCCCAAGAGUUCCAUAAUGUAAUAAAAAAUUAUGGGCAUUUAUACAGUUAGUGGUCCAAAUCCAGUUUUUCUUUCACUGAUUUUGAUCAGAAUAGGAUGGGACCUUUUCAGAGCCAGAAAACUGUUGUCUCCCCUGUUUCCAUUAAUAAAACAUCUCCAGGCUGAAGCCUAGUUCAGUAAAUCAAACCUGGAUAAAGUUUUAUCAACUGAUGGAAAAACCGUAUGACUAGCAGCUGUUUGCUGCAUUUUGUCAGCACUGUGUCAACACUGUAUGGCCUAUACUGUUAUCUCUUGUAUAAAAUGUGGGGAUGUGAGAAACAGGAUGGUUCAUAAUUUACAAAUAAUAAAAAGGUUUCAGCUAGGAAUAGAAUUAUUUUUAGGCAUCCUUUCAAAUCUGUAAUCAGAGCAGCUAAUCCUUGGGUAAUUAUCAGAGAAUUUUUUACCAAGAGAGAGAAAUCUAAUGCCAGAAUGAAUAAGACAUUUUAUUUCCCUGUAUAAUAGUUCAGCCCUAGAAGACAAAACAUGUUUGGUGAGGACUUUUUGAAGUACUAGCAGAACCUUCACAUGCUACCUAAUUCCAUGCAGGAAAUUUCAGGAUUGUAGCGUCUUCCCACACAGCAGUACAGGAUACCUCACUGUAGUUCUGAGACUUAUCUGAAGCAUGUGGCAGAGAAUGCAGGACACACAAAGUGUAUCAGGAACAUGCCUAAUCACAUACAUAUUGUUUGCUGUUAACCAUACAUUUUUUAAAUAAAAAUACAGCUUCAGUUAAGUUCUUUGAGGAGACUAGCCAAAUUUAACUGACUGCUUUGAUGACGGCCUCUUCUGUGUUCUUUGUGUGAACCCUUCCCUUUGUCCAUAUGAAAGAAAUGGAAGUGAAAUUAAUUUGGGAAGUGUUUGCAGUAGGGAGAAUAGAGGAAGAUGAUACAGUACUUGGUUUGUGAAGUG